Messenger RNA from Dalotia coriaria, 931 nucleotides. RefSeq names its product achelase-1-like. The transcript has 3 exons. The coding region runs from base 119 to 895 and encodes 258 amino acids. NCBI's taxonomy places the organism in Eukaryota, Metazoa, Arthropoda, Insecta, Coleoptera, Staphylinidae. Gene Ontology annotation, biological process: proteolysis. The record is from RefSeq and is a predicted model, not a curated record. Gene Ontology annotation, molecular function: serine-type endopeptidase activity.
AUAUCAUGUACGGCCUUGAAGUUUUAUUUGAAUUGAAUUAUUUCAACAAAGUCUUUGUAAUAUAUAAUCACAAAGUGCUUUGUAUUUUUGUGCAAAAAUACUUGUAAUACAAUUGAAAAUGUUUUUGUUAACUUUGAUUCUUGUAGCAAUUUCUAACAAUGUUGCAGCUGAUAACAGAGAACGUAUAAUCAACGGUCAACUAAUAGAUAUCACAGCUGUACCUUAUCAGGUUUAUGUCUUAGCUGACAAUUUUGAAUGCGGAGGUGUUAUUUUAUCCACAAGUUGGGUAUUGACAGCUGGACAUUGUUGCAGUUCUACUGCAUCAGCCGAUUAUAAAAUCCGAGCUGGUAUCACAAACAAAAGCGUGGGGUCAUGGCUAUCCAUAUCGCAAGUUAUCAGGCAUUCGAAUUAUAACAACGUUACUUAUGAAAAUGAUGCUUGUUUACUUAAAUUGUCCUCUUCAUUGACUUUGAGUAACUCUAUUCAACCUGCCCAAUUGGCAUUGACCUUCCCUCAACAAACCCAAAACGCUUUAAUUGCUGGUUGGGGAUAUCUGACUCAGAGCGGGCCGACUACGAACGUUUUGCAUUAUGGAAUUGUUCAAGUAAAAUCAGAGAAUAUUGUGCAACGACUUUUGACAACUGUAUUGGAUUUAGUAGCAAAAUUAUUGGGAAAAACGCCACAAGCAUCUACUUUGUUCUAUACAGUGAAUAAUGAUAUCACUGUUUGCUUUGGCGAUUCUGGGUCACCUUUAGCGCAGGAGUCAGAUGGUAAAGUUUUUGCAAUUGCUUCAGCUACAACAGGAAAUUGUGAUCCAAGUAAAAAUUACUUUACUGAUAUGACGGCUUUGUCAGUAAAAACUUUUAUCACCACUAAUACUGGUAUCGUUUUGUGAGAAAUGAUUAUAACAAAAUAAAUUCAUCUUACUAUA